Messenger RNA from Diaporthe batatas, 2210 nucleotides. RefSeq lists its product as uncharacterized. The record is from RefSeq and is a predicted model, not a curated record. Bases 253 to 2016 code for a protein of 587 amino acids. Gene Ontology annotation, biological process: lipid metabolic process; phosphatidylinositol-mediated signaling. NCBI's taxonomy places the organism in Eukaryota, Fungi, Ascomycota, Sordariomycetes, Diaporthales, Diaporthaceae. Gene Ontology annotation, molecular function: phosphatidylinositol-4,5-bisphosphate phospholipase C activity. The transcript has a single exon.
GCCUGGGAAGGCGCCCCGGGGCAGGUAUUGAUGUGGGCGUCUCAGCUAAGACUGGACGGCAGCCCUUAGCCGAGUCCAACGCUGCCAGACUCGUGGCGGGGCCAAAAGACGGGACUCUGAGUUGUUAUUCACUCCCUCUUCUCUCUCAUCACCAGGGACACGUAGCUGUCAGACUCAACCGCGGUCCCGAUCUCAUUCUCGCCUGCAAACCCUCCAGCGCAGUCUGCAAUCCUGCAUCCUGCAUCCUGCAUCAUGGCUGAAGCCAUAACCUCGACCCUGGCCAGCCUGAACCCCUUCGCCAGGAAGGGCACCUCUCCAGAGGAUGACGAGAACGGCGAGGAAGUCGACAACACCACGAUCGCCGGUGGCGGCCACAGCGCUCGCCAGACAGAGGUGACUCAGCACCAGCUACGAGUCAGCGGUGCGCUCAAGUCAUUCUUGCUUGAGCAGGGCGUGCUCAGCAAGCACGACCUCAAGGGUGACACAGACGAGGUACAGAGUGCGGCUCUGCACGCGCUGGUCAAGAAGCCGCACAUCAACGUUCCACCGCAGGUCACCGACAGGUCGCACCCGCUGCCCGAGUACUUUAUCAGCUCAAGCCACAACACGUAUCUCUUGGCACACCAGCUGUUUGGCACCUCGUCCGCCUCGGCCUACGAGACUGCACUGAAGGCAGGCGCCCGGUGUGUCGAGAUCGAUGCCUGGGAUGGAGACGAGGACAAGGACGAGCCAAAGGUCACCCACGGCUACACCCUUGUGUCUCACAUCCCUUUCCGCCAGGUCUGCGAGACCAUCCGGGAUGUCGUCGACCAGGAGGCCAAGGAGGCCGUCAACGAGCAGGGCUACCGCGCAGCGCCAAUCAUGAUCUCCCUUGAGAACCACUGCGAUGCCCACGGCCAGAAGCGGCUGGUCGACAUUAUGAAAGAGGUCUGGGGCCAUCGCCUGCUGAGCAAGGCCAUCCGAGAGAAGGGCCACCAGGAGCAAGAGGGCGGUGACCACGUGACCCUGGAGGAGCUCGGCUCCAAGAUUGUCGUCAUUGUCGAGUUCCAUCUGGAAGGGGAGAAGGACUCUGAAUCCAGCACCAGUGACGAAUCGUCCGAUGAUGAGAGCAAGGAGGCCCGCAAGAAGUACAAGGAGAAGAAGAAGACCACCGGCGCAGGUGUCAUCAUACCAGAGCUUGCCGAGCUCGGCGUCUACGCCCAGUCGGUCAAGCCUGUCGACAACUCGUGGUUCGAGCAGCCGCAGAUGAACAACGGCCCACAUCACCAUCUCAUCAACGUCUCCGAGACCGGGCUACUGAAGCUCAUGCCCGAGUUCAACCAGAACAUCGCCAAGCACAACGCGCACCACCUCAUGCGAGUGUUUCCCAAGGGGACUCGGAUUUCGUCCAAGAACCUCAAGCCUGUACCUUUCUGGGGUAAUGGUGCUCAGAUAUGCGCGCUGAAUUGGCAGACUUUUGGCAUCAGCAUGCAGCUGAACGAGGCGCUGUUCUCAGGCACCGACGGAUUUGUGCUCAAGCCCGCGGCUCUCCGAAGCGGCGGCGACGGCAGCGUCACCACCGGGCAGAAGAGGCGUCUCCGUGUCCACGUCGCCGGAGCCACCGACCUGCCACUGGCAAAGGGCAAGGAGGCCGACGACAUCAAGCCGUACGUGACUGCGUCACUCAUCCACCCUCUUGAUUCCAAGAAUGAUGACACUACGGCGAACAAGAAGAGGACUGCGUCAUACAAGCAGCACAAGCUCACGGGGUUCCUGCAUCGUGGGGAAAAUCCCCCCACGACCGAGCCAGUAUGGGAUGAGACGCUCGAGUGGGAGUACGAAGACAGCGAGCUGGCCUUCCUGAGGAUCCUGAUCAAGAGCGAGGACUCGUUUUCUGUCAAUCCGAUCCUUGCGCUUACCACGGUGCGGCUGCUCUAUGCUACGCCCGGCUGGAGCUUUAUCCGCCUGCUCGAUCUGAAGGGACGGGAGACAAAGUCAUCACUGCUGGUCAAAUUUGAUAUCCAGAACGCUGAUUAGGGCGCGAGAAGAGAGGGACCCUGCAGCCCAAGACAUCAUGCAUGCAAAAGCGGACCCAGUGGCUCGAGGCUUCAGAGUUGGCUUCUACUGCUUUUCCUAAUUGGUUUUCAGAGUUACAAUAUAAAUGUGAACCUUCUGACCACCCCUGUGCUAUUUUGUUAACAAUUGAAGAAACAAGAUGCUGUCACCUGCUA